Messenger RNA from Haliotis rubra (blacklip abalone), 2398 nucleotides. Its product is annotated as protein mono-ADP-ribosyltransferase PARP14-like. Gene Ontology annotation, cellular component: cytoplasm; nucleus. Bases 1 to 1437 code for a protein of 478 amino acids. The record is from RefSeq and is a predicted model, not a curated record. Gene Ontology annotation, molecular function: NAD+ poly-ADP-ribosyltransferase activity; transcription corepressor activity. Gene Ontology annotation, biological process: negative regulation of gene expression. The transcript has 6 exons. NCBI's taxonomy places the organism in Eukaryota, Metazoa, Mollusca, Gastropoda, Lepetellida, Haliotidae.
AUGCCACAGAGCACAUACCGCAUCAUGAAAGGAAAGGCUAUUAUAGUCAAAGUCGGCGACGAUAAGGAUAAACACUCUAUACUGAAAGCAUCUAAAGUGUUGAAAGAGUCAAACAGAGAUGUGUUUAUUACUGGAGAUUUCUCACAACUUGUCCGUCAAAAACGUAAGAAACUGAUUCCGUUUAUGAUCAAGGCCAGGGAAAAUGAUCAGUAUGUUUGGGGAGGAUCUCCUGAGAAGACUAAACAUUUUGCACUGCCAAAAGAACAGCCAGUGAAUUAUAUGACCCUCUACUUCUUCUCGGAUAGCAUGGAUCAUCUUGACCAAGCAAAAUCCAUGUUGGAAGAUGAGUACCAGAAUAGUACAAUGACCAGGCCCAUAUUCGAUGAAGCACUCAAGACUAUGACUAAACAACAGGAAGCAAAAAUUCGAGAUCUGGGGUCAAAGUUCAGCAUAUCUGUUGACUAUAACCGUUCAACAGGAAGGGUUAAACUUCACGGUCUUACAAAUGAUGUCAUCACAGCCAUGGAGGCAGUACACAAGAUUGUACACGAGGCUCUUCGUCAGGAACAGCAAUCUGAGAAGGCCGAGAUGUUGUCAUCUUACGUUCAGUGGUCAUACAUUGAAGUAGAUAGUACAGGCUCAUCACAAUCAGUAGAAUAUGAUAAGAUCAUUAAUCAACUAAUUGAAGAAGCUUAUCAAAACAAGAAGUCUCUGAUACGUCUGCCUCCUGACACUGUUGGGAACAUUUAUGUUGUUGAUUUAAACAACAUGGAAGAAUAUGAUUCACAUAAUCACAGUGAUAAAGUCUCUGUGAUCAGAAAAGAUCUAAUCAAAGGAGCAUCGUUUGAGCCUCCUUCCAAAUGGACACAAAUGACAACGGAAAGUGAAAUGGUACCACUUAACAAUACAGCUCAGGAGUACACAGAUGUUCAACAGAAAUUUCACAGCAGCCUUGGAAGACGUGCCAACAUUUUGAAGAUUGAGCGUGUACAGACCAAGUUCCUGUGGCAGCAGUAUGUUGCAAAGAAACAACAGUUGGACUCACAGAACCCAGGUCAUCAGAAUGAGACUGUGUUGUGGCAUGGCACUGCUGUAGAUGCCUAUCCCAGUAUCUGUAGAGGUGGCUUUAACCGCAGCUACUGUGGAAAGAAUGCCACUGCACUAGGAGAGGGUGUAUACUUUGCAGUUCAGGCUGCAUAUUCAGACAGAAAUACCUACUCUGUGCCUGACGGACAAGGUCACAAGCACAUGUUUCAAGCCCGUGUGCUGACAGGUAUGUACUGUCGAGGACAAGGCGGGAUGAGAGUACCUCCACAAAGAGAUGCAUCCAGGCACAUCCAGUAUGAUUCUGUGGUAGACAAUGUCAGGGGACCUGGAAUGUACAUCAUCUUUAAUGAUACCCAGGCCUAUCCCGAAUACCUUAUCACUUACAUGUAAUGAGAUUCUUUUGUCACCUUAUCUCAGUGAGAUAUUAUGAUUAAGAUGGUGUAAUUUAUGACAUGUGUGAAUUCAUGGUUUCUUGUAGUAAUCAAUUGUCAGGUAGAAUUGUUCUUGUGAUCAUAUUAUUUGGAAGGUAGGUGAUGGCUCGUAAUUAGAAUUAAAUCUGAGGUAAAUUGGUUAGAUUGUAAUCCUCCAUCAGAUCUGUUAGUAAAGUGAUGAUGCCAUAUUUUAAACAAUAUCCAAUGUAUUGUGUUAUAUUGGUAAGACCUGGAGACCUUCAAUCUGAUGCUCAUUGUACAAGUCAACUAGGGGGAUCGGGUAGUUGGCCUCGCGGACUUGAUGUGGUGGGUCAUGUGUCCUGGGUCCACAACACAAGGGAAUGAAUGGUACUUGUGAUGUUUUCAUCUUGCUCAUCAUUGGAUUGUUCGUUACAGGCUCAGGUGCUUAAAGAUGCUUUCUUACACCUAGAUUAAUAUUACUGAGUACAGUAUUAACCACCAAAGUAGCAUCAGCUGUUGCAGAAAUUCUCGAGUUCAUGAGCUCAUGUGAAAAUUUGAUCAUUUUUAGUGAAAUGUUUUCCUUUUUGAGUAGAGAAUCUGAACUAAAUCUUACUUCUUCGGGUAUGUUACGGUAUCAUCCAAUAUGUUCAGCCAUUACAAAUUAAAGCUAUUUAAACUGGCUGCAUGUUAUAACUUGUAACAUCCUUUUUAGAUGAACAGCCAUAGAAAAUUUCUGAAAAGUUUCAACAUCUAAAAUAGAUGUGAAUUGUUUGUACAAAUAUAAUAUUGAUAUAGUGUUGGCUUUGUAGCUAGGCAUUUUGCAUGUUGUCAUGUAUGUAUGAACAGGCUUCUAUCAACAAUACUGAGUUUUGUCCAUUAAUCCAGAAAUCCCAUUGCCAUUUUGGCAAAAGUUGAGAAGAAUAUUCUUUAUAUAUAUAUUGUUAUAUUCUUUAUAGUUA